GACAAGAUUGCACAGCACACAGGAAACAGGUGACGAGCUAAAUACAUUUCUAACUUUAAUUCUACGUGAGAAAAACUCGGUCAAUUUUUAGAACUUUAAUUCCAUUACUCAUUGGCUUUGAGUCGUUUCUGAAAAGAAAAUUAAAAGCAGUUUACAAGAAGAACCAAGUUUCAUGGAAAGCUUCGUAGUUUUUGUAAUUCUGUAACAAACGGGGACUCGAAUACCAAAAUUGUGUACUUUUUUACGAGUUAAAAUAAUUAAUUUUUUUACUCGCACGGCAUACUUAGUUGCAGAGCUAUCGAAAUAAUGGCAGCCAGCUUAAUCAAACCACCGGAUGGUGUUCUUAAAGCUAAAUUUAAUACGGAAGCAGAUUAUUGGUCGGUUAUCUUGCCUUACAUUGAACGUCGAAAGUACACCAUUGGCGAUACGUACACCUCGUGGGACACGCAGGGCGAAUUCGUCUUUUUCACGACUAAGAGCGAUAAGUGGAACUGGAGUUUCGGGCUGGAAAUCUUCUGUGACCUUGACUCGUACUGGGUCAAAGCUUUCAAGGGGGACUACAUUUUUCAAAACGGUGUAAAAGUGGAUGACGAAGUCAAGACGAGGGUAAAUUUUGGCGACACGUUCACCAUGACGAAGCUCCGCAACGAUAUUUCUGGUGGACUUGCCAUCUUUGCGUUUGAGAAACGGGAGUACCCGACAGAUGUAGAUUACUGUAAGAAAAUUAUGUGUGACUCGGACAAUGCGAAAGAAUUAAAUUUCACGCUGGGUCGAAAUAAAUUGAUUUUCUCCCACAUCCUCUCCUACCUCUCCCUGCGAAGCUUGAAGAACGCUCGACUAGUUUGCCGACACUGGGACGAAGAAGCUUCUCCCAUUCUGCAGAAGAAAUGCGCCAUCAAUUUUGACGAAGAUUAUCAACCUUCCAACUCCUCUCUGCAAUUUUUCCGAUACGUUGGCGAAAUGCGAAAUAUCGCGGGUUGGCCAAACUGAAGCAUAACCUUUCCACACUUCCCAGCCGACGAGGACGACCAGAAAAACUGGGGAGCUAAAUAUGUCACUGAUCUGAACUGGUUUCUUCAGCCGAAGUGGGGACAUCUCGUCAAGACUUUGUCCUUAAGAGGGGAUGUCCACUCCGAUCAAGAUUACAAGUUACAUCUCGAUACCGUUUCUCGAUUUCAAGACACCUUGCAAGAAUUACGUGUCGCCUUCGAAAUCCAAAUUUGUGACAAAGAUGGCGCCGAGAUGGAAUAUCCGUGUCAAUACGGCAUAUUUUUCCCCGUUUUGAAGAAGGUAUCCUUCGAAUUGGUUACUUACUCACGAGAACCAGACGGACUGACCGCGAGGUGGAUGCAAACUUGGGCCGACGCGAUUACAAAGGUGGCCUCCGUUUCUAUUGUCGGCGAUGAUUUCUUGGGGUCCAGAUUUAUCCAACAGAUGAAAAGAAAAGGGACUUUGCGGUAUACAAAUUUGAGGGAAAUUCUGCUAACUUGCAAGCCAGAGGAUGGCAUCAAUUUUCUCUCCGAGUUGAACCAGCCCCUGAAGAAGAUGACGUUGACGAUACCUUUGGAAAAUCCACAGCUUCCCGACUUUGAGAAUUUGCUCAGAAAAUUUGCCCCGUCCUUGGAAUUUCUUAGCUUUCGUGUCGAUACGGAUGGAAUGCAAGAAAAGUCGCGUUUCGUCCUGAAUAUGCCAUGUUUUCCUAAAUUGAAAAGUUUAGACCUUCACUUUGGAGAUUUUGAAAAUUUUACAUAUUUCUUAGGAGGUGCAGAUGUGGAAGGUCGUAUCAAAAAUUUGGCGCGAUUAAGUCUCGCAUUUCCUCCGUUAAUGGGUCCACGUGAUAACGGUAUCGACUAUGGACGCCACCUUCCCGAGAUUCGUUCCAUCAUCAUUCUGAAACCAUGGUCGCUCGAGCGUCAGGAAGAUUUCUGGGACACGUACAGCGAUCUGAUUGACAGCCUACUUCCCAAGGAAGACGGACAAAGUUGCAAAACUCUGGAAAAUUUCGAUAUUUUGAGGCGAAAUGUUGAACCUGAGACGCGAUAUCGUCAAGCUGGUCGACUUCCGGGGAUAUUUCCGAAUGUCCGGAACGAGUGGAUGGUCAAAUUGAAGGAGAAGAUGAAUAAUUGAUGAAUUAAUUUUGUUCAUUGAUAUGAAUUUACAUGUAUUCAAUUAGUGUAAUUUAAAUUAAACCCUUUACAUUUCCGAGUUUGAUCUAGAUCAAUUACUACGGUAGAUACCGUAGUAAUUAUACAAUUGGGGGAAUUUAUGUUACCUCUGAUAUUUCAAUUUGAGUAUGUAUUUAUUUCAAUUAUUUAAUGUUCAUAUCCAAUAAAUGUAUAUACAUUUGCGAUUUU
Molecule: messenger RNA, 2354 nt
Organism: Folsomia candida
Lineage: Eukaryota; Metazoa; Arthropoda; Collembola; Entomobryomorpha; Isotomidae
Exons: 6
Coding region: 307-990 (227 amino acids)
Molecular function (GO): protein binding
Source: RefSeq, a predicted model, not a curated record